AUGCAGAAGUCCAUUGUCUCCAUUUUUUGGCCCACAGAUUUGCUGAAUCCUGUGUCUGACCACAAUUUGGUUGUAGUUGGAUACAAGCUCAACAGCCAAAUUGUGGUGAUUGACUACAUUCGGUAUUCAAACUUCAAAAAGCUCAACUUAAAAAUAGAGAAGAAUAACCUUUGUCUAGAGAUUAUAGGCACAGUCAACUUCCAUCAUUUGAACUAUAGAAACUUCAGGUUUGAUGAUCGCACAAAUAUCCCUGUCAUGGAAGCACACGAGAACCUCAUUCUGUUCAAGCCUCCCCUAUCCAAGAAACUGGAAUAUUACUCCAUUAAACCGAUUUCCGUGGAUAUUUUCUGGACUGUGACUCCGCAGGAUGUGUUACCUUGCUCUCAAUCACCACCUAACAAAUUGGAUUUGCAUUUCGGUAGGCCUUCGAGAGCCAGAGAUCUCGAAAAUGUCAUGAAAUUCAUUAAUCUCACAGAGUAUACAAGAUACAAACUUCUAAACUCCCACAAAAAAAAAAGCUCCUUCUACGCGGAUACCAUCGGCCGUUUUAUCAACUGGUUUGGCUCUGUUGUACUUGCUUUGUAUUGUGCAACCUUUCAGCCAAUUUGCAAAAAAUUAAUCAGCAUUUUGAGCUAUCCACUGUGGUUCGGUCCAGAAACCAAGACAUACGUCACCUUGUCGACUUGCAGCUUUGUACUUCACCAGCUGAACUUCAGAGCCAAGCAGUUUCACCACCUUCCUAAGCAAUUUCAACGACUGCGAAACUCCAAUUAUGAAACCGAGAAACUGUUGAUAAAAGGGACUAGAUUUUCUCCCAGUGAAUAUAUCAAAUUCUAUAAUUCACUUUGGCUAAUACUUAAUGACUUACUUAUGGGUAUUGUGAUGUCAAACAUGUUGUCUAAAUAUCACAGCGUUCUGGUUCAGGGAAUGAAUACACUGAUCUUGAAAUUCGAAGACUCGUUACUAUAUUUAAUCAAGUGGCUCAUGAAUUUUCCCGGUGGUUUCAAACUUAACAAUGAACUUGCUGAAUUCUUCGGAGAGCUCUUCAUGUGGGUGCUGGACUUCUGGAGUGAAUAUGUACUCCGAACAAUGAUGAACAACUCCUCCAUUAUCAUCAGAGCUAUUACACUGCUAGUCAAACUUGGCGGACUAAAUAUGCUCAUUGCUUCCAUUAUGGACAUUCUGGAUAUAACAAGUUUGCACUUGCGGUGUUUCUACUUCGCAUCGACUCGUGUAUUCAAUUGGCAAUGGCAUAUCAUACAGUCUUUGUUCAGACUAUUCUACGGCAAGAAGUACAAUAUUUUGAGGAACAGAAUUGACUCUCAUAACUAUGAGUUUGACCAGUUGCUUUUCGGUAUCAUCAUAUUCACACUUUUGGUUUACCUAUUGCCUACGGUGAUUGCAUUUUAUUUGUGCUUUGCGGUUGGUCGGCUUCUCACUCUCGUCCUUCAUACGGCUCUUGAAUCUGCUCUGAUCACGCUUAACCAUCUGCCAAUAGUGGUUCUUCUUCUCAAAGCAAAACAUAAAGAGAGAUUGCCUGGCGGUGUUAUUUUCGAGUGCAGAACUGCAGUCAACGACACUCCCUAUUUCCAGCUAAUGGCAAGACCACUGAGUUUGAAGGAGAUUAUCAACAGCCACAUUAAGUCGAUGACGAUCUUCAAUCUCAACAAUCUCCGAGAAUUCCAGCUCGAAGGCUCCGAAGCCAACAUCAAAACUGUCAUUAAUCAAUGGAACCGCGUAUCGCUGGUCCGAGUACUUAAAAACAUUGCAUUUGGGAACUUCAUAGACAGCUUCGACUAUAAGAGACUGUUCUAA
Ogataea parapolymorpha DL-1 is the source of this 1815-nucleotide messenger RNA. Its product is annotated as N-acetylglucosaminyl-phosphatidylinositol biosynthetic protein gpi1. Gene Ontology annotation, cellular component: membrane; endoplasmic reticulum. The record is from RefSeq and is a predicted model, not a curated record. Gene Ontology annotation, biological process: GPI anchor biosynthetic process. The transcript has a single exon. Bases 1 to 1815 code for a protein of 604 amino acids. NCBI's taxonomy places the organism in Eukaryota, Fungi, Ascomycota, Pichiomycetes, Pichiales, Pichiaceae.